Messenger RNA from Erythranthe guttata (spotted monkey flower), 1144 nucleotides. It is a transcript of the gene BBX28, whose product is annotated as B-box type zinc finger family protein. NCBI's taxonomy places the organism in Eukaryota, Viridiplantae, Streptophyta, Magnoliopsida, Lamiales, Phrymaceae. Gene Ontology annotation, molecular function: zinc ion binding. The record is from RefSeq and is a predicted model, not a curated record.
AAUAAAAAUAAAAAUAAAAAUAAAUCUUACAGGACAAGAAAAACAAAUAAAGGAAGGAGGAGGAAGAAUUACUUACACAGAUCGAAGAAGAAGAAGAAGAAGAAGAAGAAGAAGAAAAUUACAGAUCUUAAUCAAAUGUCUGCGAAGGGAUGUGAGCUGUGCGGUAAUCCAGCGAGAAUGUUCUGCGAGUCCGAUCAAGCCAGCCUCUGCUGGGAUUGCGAUGAGAAGGUUCACGCCGCUAAUUUUCUGGUGGCCAAACACAGCCGCACCCUCCUCUGCCACGUAUGCCACCGCCUCACGCCGUGGAAGGCCGCCGGACUUAAGAUCGGCCACACCGUCUCCGUCUGCCACUCCUGCGCCCACGACGCCGAGAAUCGCGGCGGCGGUGGUGAUUCUCAGGAGAGCGAAAGCGACGGCGGAGAGUACUACAGCGACACAGAGGAUGAUUUUAGUGAGGCGGAGGAGGAGGAGGAGGAGGAGGAUGGAGAGAAUCAAGUAGUGCCGAUGUCGGCCUCCCGCUGCGAUUCGCCGCCGCCCGCCGUCGCCGCCGCGGCGAGCUCUUCCACCAGUGAAGAAAAUGUCUCAUAUUCCUCUUCAAAGAGGACCCGCGACGAAACUUACGACUCCCAGGAUGAGGAUGGUUGCUGUUCGUCGGGCUCGAAAUUAUUAAACGCGUCGGGAUCAAGUUUACAAGAAUCCGACGAGAAUUACACCUCUUCAUCACUCAGACCACUGAAAAUGCGGCGGAGGAGCGACGGCAGUCCAAUGAAUCCGGCGGCGGAUACGGCAGGGUCGUUAGGGACAAGCGCCAUUGUAGAGAAACUGAAAAGAUUCCAGCAACAAAUUGCAACUGGAGAGGGAAACACAUCUGCAACGAUAUUAGGUCUUUGCAAAUUAGCAAGAGAUUAAUUCCUUUGAUUCUUGCAACAUUUCUGUUUAAAUCCCUCCAUUACUAAUAUUCCCCACCCAGAUUUCACUAUACUGUUAGGUUUUUUUUUUUUUUUUUUCAAUUAAUUAACCGAGAUACAAUUUUUUUUUUAUUUAAAUUUUAAUUUUUCAAUAUUAUAUUUUGGUAUGCUCAUGUGGCUGGAUUUGGAUUCUUAACUAUAUUUAUUUUUUUAUUGGUUCCAAUUUCAUAUGAUCA